This is a messenger RNA of Dendroctonus ponderosae (mountain pine beetle), 1420 nucleotides long. Its product is annotated as T-cell leukemia homeobox protein 3. Gene Ontology annotation, cellular component: nucleus. Lineage: Eukaryota; Metazoa; Arthropoda; Insecta; Coleoptera; Curculionidae. The record is from RefSeq and is a predicted model, not a curated record. Gene Ontology annotation, molecular function: DNA-binding transcription factor activity, RNA polymerase II-specific; RNA polymerase II cis-regulatory region sequence-specific DNA binding. Gene Ontology annotation, biological process: regulation of transcription by RNA polymerase II; animal organ development.
UGUACAGUUGACAUUCGCCCGAAGUAACUGAGAGAAGCUUUUUCGCUUGGGCUGCGUUCGCGAUUUCGACUACAUCGAGUCCGAUUGAGACUGUUAGUCAAAGAUUUAACGAUGCUGAUCGAAGGUUAUUAGAUGAAACAGAUGUGUUCGAUUGGUUGAGCGUUGAUAGUAAACUGGGGAAAAAAACCGGCGACAAUGUCCGACCACGAGCUGACUGAAGAAGACCACGAAAUCAACAUUCUGGACACCGAUUCCCGAUUAUCGCACAGUGAUAGUGAUGUCCGCAGUUUGCGCAGCCAUUGCAGCAGUCCGGACAAUGAGACCUCCUCGCACACCUCCACGAAAAGCGCUCUACCAUUUAGUAUUUCGAACUUGUUAGGGAAAAAUUUCGAACACAAAACGGACACUGACACGGGCGGAACCCUCUACCAGAACCCGGCGGGCAUCUUCCAACCGCGCAGUGCUUUAGGUUUUGUUCCCUCGGGAUUUUAUGGGCAUGGUGUUUUACGGGUUCCGGCCCAUCGGCCGAUGGGAGGACCUGGCAGUCCUCCGGGCACCGCCGUUUUUAAUCCAUGGACACUCAGUUUGGAUCCGGUGCUUCAACGAUCGGCCGCUGCUGCCGCUUUUGCCUCUCAAGUUGUUAAAGAUCGACUUGCAGAGGCGACAAACUGCAGAAGAACGCGAAGCUGAGCGACAGGCGGCCAAUCGGCUGAUGAUGUCGCUGCAGGCAGAAGCCCUAAGCAAAGGCUACAUGAGCGAAGGCCCGCCGGCAGCUUCAGCAGCCAAUGAUACAGCGCUGAGCGCUCUCCAGAACCUGCAGCCUUGGGCAGGCCCCUACAGUGCCCCUCAGCCGGCUUUAGCCGAAUCCAUGUGUUGAAACGCUGAUAAAUUGUGUAAAUAUUGAACAUUUAGGACUUGAUCAACCGCCAAAGGUAAAGCGGUGGACUCGCUAACCCUCUCUUUAUCUCUGGACGUUAUUGAGCUAGAAGACUUAGAAUAAUGUCCAUAGAUCUCCGUGUCAGGCGCAGUUGAUCUGGUUUAGCUACUCAUUCAAAUUUUGUUUGCUCUUUUUCUGCUGACAUUGUUUUUGUCGGUUUGGCCUGCAGACUUGGACAGACCAUGAACAGUAUUGUGCAAUAUGUGUUACAACUGCAGCCUAUAAACCAGUUGCUUGAGCUGGGUGUUUUCCUGCAAGUGUCGGUCUAUUAAUUAGUGGAAUUAAACGCAAAAAACGCCCAGCUCAAUAUAAUCAGUGUAAAUACAAGUUUAAGUGAGAAAGAUGUUGAUUUUUGUGACGGAAUCGUACUUAAAAAAGCAAUUUGCCGCCUGCAAUUGCAGAAAAGUAGUGUGAUUUGAAUUGUAGAUAUAAGUGAUUACUGUAAGCACAAGAACUGUCGUAUUGGAAAAUAAAAAUAUGACA